AGCUUGUAGUCAGCGCCGCUCUGCCAAUCACCGGCAGCGGAGCGCUCGGGGCGGCCCCCUUUAACUCUGGGGUGACUCCGAAGCGGGUCUUCAGAGGAGGAAAUAGUGGCCGUGCAAGCAGCUCUCAGGGACGCGCCGGUUCUCUCCUCGUCCUCAGGCGGAACAGCUGAACUACUGUUGCCAUGGACUCACUGGUGAACAUGUAUCAAGACUUCAUAAAGAAAGCAGACCCACGGAUUUCUUCAUAUCCACUUAUGGGCUCACCUUUUCCUAUGACGGGCAUCUUGCUGGGUUAUAUCUACUUUGUACUGUCAUUGGGGCCACGCAUCAUGGCCAACCGGAAACCUCUGAACCUCAGGAAGUUCAUGAUUGUCUAUAACUCCUCCAUGGUAGCUCUGUCGCUCUACAUAGUCUAUGAGUUCCUUAUGUCAGGCUGGUUGACUGGUUACACUUGGAGGUGUGACCCUGUGGACCAAUCCCAGAAUCCCAUGGCCCUUCGGAUGGUCCAUGUAGCCUGGGUCUUCAUCAUCUCCAAGUACAUUGAACUGCUUGACACAGUGAUCUUCAUCCUAAGAAAGAAGAAUGAACAGGUGACCUUCCUGCAUGUGUUCCACCAUUCAGUGCUUCCCUGGAGCUGGUGGUGGGGUGCCAAAUUUGGCCCAGGAGGAAUGGGCUCAUUUCAUGCUUUAGUGAACUCGAUAGUACAUGUGGUGAUGUACUUUUACUAUGCCCUGUCAGCUGCAGGGCCUGCCUAUCAAAAGUACCUGUGGUGGAAGAAGCACAUCACUGCCAUUCAGCUGUUGCAGUUUGUGCUCGUCUCCAUCCACGUCUCCCAGUACUACUUCAUACCCAGCUGUGACUACCAGUACCCAAUCUUCAUCCACCUCAUCUGGAUUUACGGCGUUAUCUUCUUCCUCCUCUUCUCCAACUUCUGGUACCAUUCGUACACCAGAGGCAAGCGUCUGCCCAAGGUCAUGACACAACCUCAGCAGAAUGGCUUUCAUGAGAAUGGUGCCAUUUCUAACGGCAAAGCCAAAGCCAACUAGGAGGUGGGUGGGAUCAAGGUGUCUCGGACCAACCGAACCCAUGUCUGGGCCCAUUAGCAAGACCAAGUGCCUAAAGACUGUUGUCUUGCAGUUCCAAGCCACCUUCCCAACUGCUCUAUAUCCCUCACACCUGGCCUUCAGCUGUCCCAGGGGAGAGAGGCUGCUUGGGCUGUUGGUGCUGGUUUUAGCCUAAGGUCUUCAAAGUGCCUGUGUCUGCCCUGGGCUGGGCUCCCUCCAGAGCUGGACCAAAGCAGAACUCUGCCAGAUGGGACACACCUUUCCAUUUAGUUCUAUGUACUCCAUGUGAUCCAGGUGGGAAUUUUGUUCCUCUGCUUUCCCUAAGUUUGUGUUGCCCACUGUUCAUUCUCUUUACCCCAUUGGAGCCCUGCCAUUCAUACUUGAAUGUGAGUGGUCCCUUGUUGCUGUGGGUCUGACUCCCCCAGAGAGAUCUAUUCCUGCUCUGUAUGCAGGUGGGGUGCUAUAGGCCAAGGGCUUCAUUCUUGCUGCCUUGGCUGGCCUCAGCGUUCAUCCCUCCACAUAACUCCCCAGUUUUUGGUUGCUCUGAUCCCACAACCUUAGCAAUAACUCUGGGCUCUUGCUCCCCAUGGGUUGAUGACCACAGAUACUUUUGCUGCACUGAAGCCCAGGGAGAAGGACCUUUUUCCAGCUUGCAUGCUGUUGCUCUGUGUGCCUUUUUAUUAUUAUUAUUAUUAUUACUGGAUCUGCUCCAAGGAGCAGACGCUCCCUGUAUUCUAAGCCUUGGGGAGGACUCAGGAGAGGUGCCUCCCUUCUACCUGAGUUUCUCACUUGUAUUCACAGAAAUAAAUGGACAGAAAGAGA
Molecule: messenger RNA, 1886 nt
Organism: Podarcis raffonei (Aeolian wall lizard)
Lineage: Eukaryota; Metazoa; Chordata; Lepidosauria; Squamata; Lacertidae
Gene: ELOVL1
Product: ELOVL fatty acid elongase 1
Exons: 8
Coding region: 183-1046 (287 amino acids)
Biological process (GO): fatty acid elongation, saturated fatty acid; very long-chain fatty acid biosynthetic process; sphingolipid biosynthetic process
Cellular component (GO): endoplasmic reticulum membrane
Molecular function (GO): fatty acid elongase activity
Source: RefSeq, a predicted model, not a curated record